Sinocyclocheilus grahami is the source of this 531-nucleotide messenger RNA. Its product is annotated as rho GTPase-activating protein 9-like. Gene Ontology annotation, biological process: regulation of GTPase activity. NCBI's taxonomy places the organism in Eukaryota, Metazoa, Chordata, Actinopteri, Cypriniformes, Cyprinidae. Gene Ontology annotation, molecular function: protein binding. Bases 163 to 531 code for a protein of 122 amino acids. Gene Ontology annotation, cellular component: cytoplasm. The record is from RefSeq and is a predicted model, not a curated record. The transcript is spliced from 3 exons.
CUCGAGCCGUCCGCUUCUCCGACACCUGCAACACCGCGCGCGGAUGCACCUGCAGCUACCGAUCAUGGCACUUGUGUUGUCGCUCUGCGCAUUCGUCCUCUCGUCUCGCUCCAGUGGUGUCUGUGUCCAGCUUUCACCCUCCGUGUGUCUCUGAGAGGAACCAUGCUGUCGGGAAGCUGGCGCCGUGGAACCGUCAUCUCGUCCGCGAGCGGCCCGGGUGCGUUUAAAGGCGGGUCGAGGUCCAGGCUGAGCAGUACUGUGGUUCUGGAGGCUCAGUAUGAUUACUCGUACCGCGCCGUCGACGGCCGUCUGGUCUCCAUACACGAGGGCGAGCGCUUUCUGCUGCUGAAGAAGACCAAUGCUGACUGGUGGCAGGCGCGGAGGAUCGGGGUCGGCGCGAAGGUCAAACCCAUUUAUGUGCCGGCGACGUACGUCAUUGAGCUGCCUAUCAGCCAAUCAGCAUCAGAGAGCUUCAAGAUGAUUCCACGAGGUUCCCUCACACACUGCAUGCAAACGCACGGCUCAGAGUAA